GAAUUCCAGUGCUGGCAGAAUUCUGGCUGUUGUAUGUGAAGAAUAAACUGUAACACAGCUGCCUGCACAGAGACAAGGAGCUGAUUGGAGCUGUUUCGAAUCACAUUUUCUUGUUCACAGAGCAAAGAGUAACAUGGAGGACGAUAAUAUAAAAGUUAUGAAAAAUAAUGAUGAAUUUCAAAGGAGCAGUGUUCAUGAGAGCCAGGAACUGAUUGUACCCAGCCACAGCCCUGCAGGGUCGCCAUGCUCAAGCCCGACUCCCAAUCCUCCUGCCGGAGACAAGGACAGCAACCAAGUCAACGCGAUCACAGUCCUCACUCUGUUGGAUAAACUGGUUAACAUGUUGGAUUCCGUGAAGGAGAACCAGCACAAGAUGGAGAAGAGACAGAUCGACAUAGAGAACUCCGUAAAAGGCAUCCAAAAUGAUAUCACGAAACUCUCGAAAAGUCACACCUCCACCAGCAACACCGUCAGCAAACUAAUGGAAAAGUCGCGCAAAGUCAGCGCCAACGUUCGGCAGGUAAAGGAUCGCAUGGACAAGCAGAUCGGCCAAGUGAAGAGGAUAGAGAAUAACCACACCCAGCUCCUGAGAAGAAACAACUUCAAAGUGCUCAUAUUUCAGGAAGAAAAUGAAAUACCUGCAGAUGUGUUCAUGAAGGAAGCCGACCCUGUGCCUAGCAUAACAGAUGGUCUAGAAGAGUCUGCUGACCCUAACAAGUCUCUGGAAGACAACAUGCAAACAAUUGACCUGUCUUCCGAUGAUGAUUUUAAUCUUGAAGAUGCACAUGACAGCGCUGAAGAAAAAUUGGAGCACACAAGAGCAGAAAAAAUUAAAAGAUCAAGCCUCAAAAAGGUAGAUAGCCUAAAGAAAGCAUUUUCACGUCAAAACAUUGAAAAAAAGAUGAACAAAAUCAGCACUAGAAUUGUUUCACCAGAAAGGAGGGAAAAAAUUAAGAAAUCCUUCACUCCGCUGCAUAUCAAAUCCUCAAAAAGCUCCUCUGUUAAGAGUGAAAAGAAAAUAGAUGAAGAAAACACUCAAGAAGAAAAUGAUGGAAAACCCGAAGAACAAGCUGUGGAAAAUCAAAGUUUAGAGGUUAACGAAACAAAUUUGCUUACUGAAAAUGUGCCUAAGACGCUAGAGGAAACAAAAGCAGUGGUUGAUUUAACAGAAAGAGAGACAGAAACAGAAGAAUCCCAGAUAGUGUACAACAAGAAGCCCUUGGUUAUUGAUGAGGAUGAGGAUGUGGAUGAAAAUGAGCAAUUUGAAAAUGAAAAUCCAUUUAGUGCUGAAUACAAACCAAUAUCAGAGGAAAAAUAUGAGGAAAUAAUUCAGUCACCUGCUCUUGAAACAGAGCAAAGUGCAUGAAAGCCUUUUUCUUGUGUCUAAAAAGAAAGUGAUGGAGCAUAGUAAUUACUUUAGCAUACUCUGUUUGAUUGUUAGUAAUGACUACUACACUGGGGAUGGGAGAAGUAUUACUACAUAUAAGUAUUAUUCUGAAGAGCUCUCAUUUUUAAUAAAUUAUCACCUGUAUUACUCA
This is a messenger RNA of Xenopus laevis (African clawed frog), 1538 nucleotides long. It is a transcript of the gene cavin2.L, whose product is annotated as caveolae associated protein 2 L homeolog. The record is from RefSeq and is a predicted model, not a curated record. Gene Ontology annotation, cellular component: cytoplasm; caveola. Bases 134 to 1366 code for a protein of 410 amino acids. Gene Ontology annotation, molecular function: protein kinase C binding. NCBI's taxonomy places the organism in Eukaryota, Metazoa, Chordata, Amphibia, Anura, Pipidae. The transcript is spliced from 2 exons.